This is a messenger RNA of Pichia membranifaciens NRRL Y-2026, 2094 nucleotides long. RefSeq lists its product as hypothetical. The transcript has a single exon. Gene Ontology annotation, cellular component: cytoplasm. The record is from RefSeq and is a predicted model, not a curated record. Gene Ontology annotation, biological process: glycogen biosynthetic process. Gene Ontology annotation, molecular function: hydrolase activity, hydrolyzing O-glycosyl compounds; 1,4-alpha-glucan branching enzyme activity; cation binding. The coding region runs from base 1 to 2094 and encodes 697 amino acids. NCBI's taxonomy places the organism in Eukaryota, Fungi, Ascomycota, Pichiomycetes, Pichiales, Pichiaceae.
AUGGCAGAGCACACAAAAGUACCGGCAUCCAUGAAGGAGUUGACCCAGGUUGACCCCUGGUUAGAGCCUUUCGUCGAAGAGUUGGCCUACAGAAGCUCGCUAGCCAACCAGUGGAUUGAGAAGUUCAACGCCAAUGAGGGCGGCCUUUUGGCGUUUGCAGACUCGUACAAGACAAUGGGGCUCCACGUUCAGAAGGACAACUCCAUUGUGUACAAUGAGUACGCCCCCAACGCAACGCACGCUUGCUUGAUUGGCGACUUCAACAACUGGGCCCAUGACGCCAAUGUCAUGACGAAGUCAGCCACAGGCCACUUCACGGUCACGGUGCCACCAAACGCCGACGGCUCCCCUGGAAUCCCGCACAAUUCACGGGUGAAGAUCUUUCUCACGUUGCCCAACGGAGAAAAGAUCGCAAGGUUGCCUGCGUACAUACAAAGAGCCACACAGCCUCCGAAGGAGUACAACAACCCUUCGUACGAGGCCAGGUUCUGGAACCCGCCUCAGAAAUACACCUUCCAGAACAAAAGACCCAAGUUGCCAGCGUCGUUGAAGAUCUACGAGGCUCAUGUCGGCAUCUCCACUCCAGAGCCAAAGGUUGGCACCUACAACGAAUUCACAGAAAACGUCUUGCCCAUCAUCAAGGACUUGGGCUACAACACCAUCCAGUUGAUGUCCGUCAUGGAGCACGCCUACUACGCUUCCUUUGGCUACCAGAUCACCUCCUUCUUUGCCAUUAGUUCCAGGUUUGGUACUCCGGAGGAUUUGAAACGUCUCAUUGACACUGCUCACGGCAUGGGUUUGAGAGUCCUGCUAGAUGUUGUGCACUCUCAUGCUUCCAAAAAUGUGGAAGACGGUUUAAACAUGUUUGACGGCACGGACUACUGCUAUUUUCACUCCGGUGGCAAAGGUGUCCACGAUCAAUGGGACUCCAGACUAUUCAACUAUGGCCAUUAUGAAACCUUGAGAUUCCUUUUGAGCAACUUGAAGUUUUACUUAGAUGAAUAUGGUUUCGACGGCUUCAGAUUCGACGGUGUCACUUCUAUGUUGUAUCUCCAUCAUGGUGUCGGAGCGGGAUUCUCCGGUGACUAUAACGAAUAUUUGAGCCCCUUUGCUCCCGUGGACAAGGAGGCAUUGGCUUAUAUGAUGAUUGCAAACGAUCUAGGCUCUCUUUAUUCUGCCGCCAACGAUUGUACUAUCACAACGAUUGCAGAAGAUGUCUCGGGCUAUCCAACAUUGUGCCGUCCUCGUGAGCACGGUGGUGUCGGUUUCGACUACAGACUUGCGAUGUCUAUCCCAGAUAUGUGGAUCAAAAUCUUAAAGCAUAAGAAAGAUGAAGAAUGGGACAUGGGCGACAUCACUCACACCUUGAGUAACCGUCGUUAUCGUGAGAAGUGCGUGGCAUACUGUGAAUCCCAUGAUCAAGCGUUAGUGGGUGACAAGACUCUUGCCUUUUGGUUGAUGGACGCUGAAAUGUAUACACACAUGUCUGUGCUGUCGCCUUUAACUCAAGUUAUUGAUCGGGGUAUUCAAUUGCAUAAGAUGAUCAGACUAAUCACUCAAUCCAUGGGCGGAGAAGCCUAUUUGAACUUUGAAGGUAAUGAAUUUGGACAUCCUGAAUGGUUGGAUUUCCCAAGAAUAGGUAACGGUGAGUCGUAUCAUUAUGCAAGAAGACAGUUCAAUUUGAUAAAGGACGACCUGCUUCGCUACCAGUUUUUGUACCAGUUUGAUAAGGCAAUGAACGAGACUGAAACAAGGUUCCCUUGGCUCAAUACUGAGCCUGCCUAUAUUUCGUUGAAGAAUGAAAGCGAUAAAGUCGUCGUUUAUGAAAGGGCAAACAAACUUUUCCUUUUCAAUUUUCAUCCUACAAACAGUUACGUCAGUUAUCGUGUUGGCGUAGAGACACCAGGCACUUACAAAAUUGUUCUUAAUACUGAUAGAAUUGAAUAUGGUGGUCAUGGUUUAAUUGAUGAAGGGAAGAGUACUUUUUUUACUACUGACCUAUCGUGGAAUGGUAGGAGAAAUUUUGUUGAAGUCUAUUUGCCUGCUAGAACAGGUUUAGUUUUGGCAUUAGAAAGUGAUAUCGCUAGAGCCUAG